Molecule: messenger RNA, 590 nt
Organism: Numida meleagris (helmeted guineafowl)
Lineage: Eukaryota; Metazoa; Chordata; Aves; Galliformes; Numididae
Product: ATP synthase-coupling factor 6, mitochondrial-like
Exons: 4
Coding region: 167-490 (107 amino acids)
Biological process (GO): proton motive force-driven ATP synthesis
Molecular function (GO): proton transmembrane transporter activity
Source: RefSeq, a predicted model, not a curated record
UUGGUCGGAGCCGGACGCUGUCCCUCGCGAGACCUGCGUUCGGCCCCGGGGGUCGGGGUAAGACGGAGGUAGGCCCCGCGGCGCCCCAGCAUGCGCCUCGCGCGGGAGGGCGGGUCCUGGCGCAUGCGCACCGCGCGCCGUCCCAAGGUAAAACAUCGGUGCCGACAUGAUCCUGCAUCAGAUCCUGCGACUUUCUUCUCUUUUUCGCUCCGCUGUCUCCGUUCACUUGCGGAGAAACAUCGGUUUCUCUGCCAUUGCCUUUAAUAAGGCAAAAGAGCUUGAUCCGGUUCAGAAGCUCUUCCUGGACAAGAUCAGGGAGUACGACACAAAAAGCAAGCAAGCUGGAGGGCCUGUUGAUGUAGGCCCUGAGUUUCAGAAAGACAUGAAUGAAUCGCUCGCUAGACUUCAGCGGAUGUAUGGAGAGGGAGAUCUAACCAAGUUUCCAGAAUUUAAAUUUGAGGAGCCCAACUUUGAGGAGACUCCAAAGUGAUUUCUUCAUGUUGUCCUCCAAACAACAGCGUACAUCCAUGGAGUUGCUGAAUAUGGCAUGACUUGUAACUUAAUAAAUGCAGUGUUUCAGUUUGAUUUCA